Messenger RNA from Truncatella angustata, 1269 nucleotides. RefSeq lists its product as uncharacterized. Lineage: Eukaryota; Fungi; Ascomycota; Sordariomycetes; Amphisphaeriales; Sporocadaceae. The transcript is spliced from 7 exons. Bases 1 to 1269 code for a protein of 422 amino acids. The record is from RefSeq and is a predicted model, not a curated record.
AUGAGUGACUUGGACUUGAGUCUAUUCAGCUAUUUCCGGUUUGUAAGUGGAAUGGAAUUUGCGCUCUUCUUCGAUGAUCCGACAUGGGAGCGUAGAGCGCUUCAAAUAGCUCACAGUGAACCAACUAUCCUUCACGCUGUUCUGGCUAUCAGCGCCUUGAGCCGACAUCAAAACUCCGGGGGCAAAUUCUGGAACGAUUCAAGCCAACCUUGCUCCGUCCUGGAAUACUCCACGAAACAGUAUAAUCUGGCAAUACAGUGUCUCACUUCCCGAUUGGGUAAACCAGCCGAGCAUACCAAUAUAUUGAUUAUAGGAAGUCUCCUGUUCAUUCAUAUCGAGUUCAUGCGAGGAUCGCAAGAGUCGGUGUUUCUCCACCUCCACGGUGCUUCGGCGCUCCUAAAAAGCCUUAAAGAGUACUCCUAUGAGACGGAGUACCUCGAGGCCGCCUUAGCAUACAUUGAGGCACAGCUCCACGGACUUUUAAGUUAUGAAGCAACCAAAACGUGCCAAAGUAUGAUUCGCCAGCCAGACCCGGCUUCAUUCAUAUAUCCUGCGUCGGUUGCUAAAGCUCUUGAUCAGCAGGAUCAUUUCACUGUUAUUGAUGUACCGGAUAUCUUUCGCAGAGAAACAUAUAGUCUGACCACCGACCGUGACAUUGAGCUUGUACUCAGAUGCAUCCUUGCGAUCAUUCCGAGUCACGUUGAUCCCGCAACUGAAGAGAUCCUGAAGUUGGCCAAGAAAGUUGACUCCGAUGUGAAUAGGACGGUCGUGGGCCCAACGACAUCCACAAGUCCCUCGAACAAGGCUUCAACGAUGAACGGUAAUUCUUUGCAAGCGAACCAUGAUUUCGAUUCCUGCGCGACAGCCUUGGCUUAUCACGAAGCAGCCCGCAUGCCCAGAGAGCAUACUUGGACAAUGCUUGCAAAAGAUUUGAAGACUUCUGCCGCGGUGCUCCCAAUGCAGACUACACCAGAGAGGCCUAAUUCUUCAGCAAACAGAAUUGUUAUGACCGAGCAUGGCCACGCGUACGACUUUACCAGUGGCGGUGAGGUUCCCAAUGAUUUUGGUGGUGAAAAUGGAUUGCCAUCAAGUGGUGCACGUAGCAAGCCAACUAUAGAGUCUCAGAAGUCGUUGUCCAUGCUUCUAAACGCAUACAAGGGAUCUCCUUAUGUGGUCGAAAUCAAGGACAUCGUCGACAUCGAAUUUGAUUCACCGCCAUUCGAGGGUGAUAUUAUGAUUUACAUCAGGAUUCAAUGCAAUGAGAGUUGA